This is a messenger RNA of Rubroshorea leprosula, 704 nucleotides long. The record is from the annotation of a GenBank genome assembly. NCBI's taxonomy places the organism in Eukaryota, Viridiplantae, Streptophyta, Magnoliopsida, Malvales, Dipterocarpaceae.
UUCGUGCCCGUACUGUAUCUGUUUUCGUGAUUGUACUUGUUGGCAUGCUUUAAGUUUGAUAAGGGGCACUCCAUAUUUACUUACUGAGUUUAUCUCAUAGUUUUUCAUUGUCCACCAUUUCAGGAUGUGAAACCGAGGACGGGGAAACCACGGGAAGUGACGAGUUAGAAGGCUAGCCAUAUUGUAAUUGAUAUAGAUUUUAAAAGUAAAUCAUGAUCUUGCAGAGGAAACAAAGGCCAACAAGCAGAAUUAACUGAGAUGUGACGUAUGAUUGAGGACUUGUUGCGAGCUGUGCAAGCUUUACAGCAACAGGAACCCAUGGGAGCCCAUAUAGAGAUGCCGGAAGGUGGCCAUAACCCUGCAGACACAUUGGAAGGUAAUCUGGAGGAUGAGACCACGGAUGGAAGGGAUGAUAACCCUUUUCAUGAAGCUGGAACUGCAAAUCAAGUGGAAGAAUCUUUAAUGAUUCAAGGAAUGAUGGCAAUAGCUAAGGAAGAAGGACAAGAUUGGGGGAGUCAUUCCUUAAGUGAAGACAAUUAAGAGAAAAAAUCUCUAGCCGACAGCAAGAUAAUUGGUUAUGCAUCUGCUGAGAAAUUUGAAGCUAAAAGCCAAGAGGCAAGGGUCAUAUAUGCUGUUUUAAAUAAGCUGUCAGGAGAACAAAAAGGAGAAAAUUCUAUGCAACCUAAUGAAAAUCUGCAGCUAUU